AUGAGUUGCUUCUCAUGUUUUAUGUUGCAGAGAAGUAAGACAACGACAAGCAAGAGAGAUCAUGCAUCUCCAUCUGAUGAACACAAUCCAUGCAGAUUUCCGGAAAAUAAUGACCAAACUAACCAAGUUCAAAAUGGAAAUAUUGCAACACAAAAUUUUAAUUUCCGUGAGCUAGCAAUUGCGACCAACAAUUUCCGCCAAGAAUGUCUAUUGGGCGAAGGUGGAUUUGGAAGAGUCUAUAAGGGGAAGCUUCAGGCAAGCGGGCAGGUGGUGGCAGUAAAGCAACUUGACAGAAACGGAUUGCAAGGAAGCAAGGAAUUUCUUGGGGAGGUUUUGGCGCUAAGCGUCCUACACCAUGAAAAUCUAGUCAAUCUCGUAGGAUAUUGUUGUGAUGGAGAUCAACGGCUUUUGGUGUAUGAAUACAUGUCAGGGGGUUCUUUGGAAGACCGUCUCCUUGGUAUGGGACCAAAUCAGAAACCAUUAGCCUGGUUUGCAAGAAUAAAAAUUGCCUUUGGCGCCGCUAAAGGAUUAGAGUACUUGCAUGAGAAAACCAACCCACCAGUAAUAUAUCGUGAAUUAAAGCCCUCAAACAUCUUGUUGGAUGAAGAUUUUAACCCAAAACUCUCUGAUUUCGGUUUGGCAAGACUUGGCAUUCUUGGAGAUAAGAUACACACAUCAUCAAGGGUGAUGUGCACGUAUGGCUAUUGUGCUCCAGAGUAUACAAAGACAGGUCAUCUCACAUUGAAGUCAGAUGUAUACAGUUUUGGAGUUGUUUUACUAGAGUUAAUCACCGGAAGAAGAGCCAUUGACACCACCAGGCGGAUAGAAGAGCAAAAUCUAGUUGCUUGGGCACAAUCCUUAUUCAAGGACCGAAAAAGGUUUCCAGAUAUGGUGGAUCCGCUUCUUAAAAAUCAAUUCCCUGAAAAAGAUCUGGAGCAAGCGGUUGCAAUAGCAACCAUGUGUUUGCAGGAGGAAGAAGCAGUGCGUCCCUUUAUGAGUGAUGUUGUAACUACUCUAAGUUUUCUUUCUGUAACUCCACCAGAGAACAUCCCUACUUCUCUUUCACAGCCCACCACGCCUUUAGAAAGCAAAAAUUGUCAGGAUCAUCACAACCAAGAUAGCUCACAUGGUAGUUCAGAUGAUGAAGAUAGUGACAGUUCAUAUCAUGAGCAUAAAGAUGAUUCAAAGCAUGAUCAUGAGGGUGGAAUCAACUCAGAUAGUGAAGAUGAACACCCAGGAAGUUUUGUUAUGGAGGCUCAAGACUCGCUUUCCGGCUCAAGCCACAAAAGCGAAAGAGAUUCUUGGAGGCACAAAGGAAGCUUUGGAUCACAUGAAGGAAUUAGUGUGUCAUCCUUGUCAAGCCACAGAAGCAGUGAGGUGUCAGAAAAAGGAAUUGCUUAUGGCCGCAAAAGCAGCAAGAGAAGAAAUAGAAAAUCUGGUGAUAAUGGAAGUGUUUUUUCAAGCAACAACAACAGUGUUUCUUCUCGUGGCAAUAGUAGCAGUGGAUCCAAAAAUGGGAAUAUUUGUGUUUACUUAGACCAUAAUAACAGCAGGGGAUCACAAGAUGGAAGUCUCUAUUCAUCAUAA
Molecule: messenger RNA, 1587 nt
Organism: Corylus avellana
Lineage: Eukaryota; Viridiplantae; Streptophyta; Magnoliopsida; Fagales; Betulaceae
Source: RefSeq, a predicted model, not a curated record